Molecule: messenger RNA, 417 nt
Organism: Hirsutella rhossiliensis
Lineage: Eukaryota; Fungi; Ascomycota; Sordariomycetes; Hypocreales; Ophiocordycipitaceae
Product: got1/Sft2-like family domain-containing protein
Exons: 5
Coding region: 1-417 (138 amino acids)
Biological process (GO): retrograde transport, endosome to Golgi; endoplasmic reticulum to Golgi vesicle-mediated transport
Cellular component (GO): endoplasmic reticulum; Golgi cis cisterna; Golgi membrane
Source: RefSeq, a predicted model, not a curated record
AUGUCCAUGUGGCUUUCCGAUUCCCAGAAGAUUGGGGUUGUCUUCUGCUCCGGCGGAGGCUUGUUCCUCAUCGGCGGAGUCAUGCUCUUUUUUGACCGUGCCAUGCUUGCCAUGGGAAAUAUCCUCUUCCUCAUCGGCCUGACAAUCAUCAUCGGCCCGCAAAAGACACUCCUCUUCUUCGCGCGCAAGCAAAAAGCAAAAGGCACGGCCGCCUUCUUUGUCGGCCUCGCCCUGAUCCUUCUGCGGUGGACCUUUGUCGGCUUCAUCGUCGAGGCAUACGGCAUUGUCGUCCUCUUUGGGGAUUUUCUGGGCACCAUUGCCGGCUUUGCGCGCGGCCUGCCCGUCGUGGGGCCCUAUAUCGGCGUCUUGGUGGACCGCAUCGGCCUGGGGCGGAGAAACGCCGAGCUGCCGGUAUGA